AUGCAGGCGUGCGGGGCCGGCGCGGCGGGACGCCGGGCCUUCGACAGCAUCUGCCCCAACAGGAUGCUGGGGGUGCCGGGCCGGCCCCUCGGCAAGCCCGGGAAGCUGGAGAGGAAGUUCGCCCCUCCGCGGAAGUUCUUUCCCGGAUACACUGGCUGCAGCCCAGUGUCGGUGUACGAGGAUCCCCCGGACGCGGAGCCCGCUGCGCUGCCAGCCCUCACCACCAUAGACCUGCAGGACCUCGCGGACUGCUCCUCGCUACUCGGGUCCGACGCGCCGCCUGGUGGUGACCCGGCCGCCUCGCAGAACCAUUCCCUCCAAACGGAAGCAGCCUUCGACCUGCAAGAUUUCAGAGACACGGUGGAUGAUCUCAUUGCAGACUCGUCCUCUUUGAUGUCACCUCCCCUUGCCAGCGGAGACUUCCCCUUCUCUCCUUGCGAUGUAUCACCAUUCGGGCCCUGCCUCUCCCCGCCGCUGGACCCACGAGCCCUGCAGUCACCGCCGCUACACCCUGCAGACGUGCCCCCGCCUGAGCAGUAUUGGAAGGAGGUGGCCGACCAGAACCAGAGGGCGUUGGGGGACGCGCUCGUUGAGAAUAACCAACUGCACGUAACGCUAACCCAGAAACAAGAGGAGAUCGCGUCUCUCAAGGAGCGGAACGUGCAGCUGAAGGAACUCGCCAGCCGGACCCGGCACCUGGCCUCGGUGCUGGAUAAGCUGAUGAUCUCACAGUCCCGGGACUGCGGGGCGGCGGCCGAGCCCUUCCUGCUCAAGGCGACGGCCAAAAGGAGCCUGGAGGAGCUAUUCAGUGCUGCAGGGCAGGACUGCCAGGAAGUGGAUGCCAUCCUGAGGGAGAUUUCCGAGCGCUGCGACGAAGCCCUGCAGAACCGCGAUCCCAAGCGGCCCCGACUGCAGGCAGAGCCGGCGAACAGGGACAGCAGGCCCGGGAAUCUGCACGGCGCCUUCCGGGGGCUGCGCACCGACUGCAGCCCGAGCGCGUUGAACCUGAGCCACAGCGAGCUGGAGGAGGGCGGCUCCUUCAGCACCCCCAUCCGCAGCCACAGCACCAUCCGCACCCUCGCCUUCCCUCAGGGCAACGCCUUCACCAUCCGCACAGCCAACGGGGGUUACAAAUUCCGCUGGGUCCCCAGUUAAGCUGAGAUGUGGUCCCCCAAAACACUGCCCUGAAUUUCAAUUAAAAUGCCUGGAGGCUGAGCGGGAACAGCUGGAACUUUCUCUAAUCUGGUUUCCCAGAAGAACGCUCCCUGCAGUGAGAAUGCCACCCUGAAACUUACUUUUUCAGGAACAAAGAAGUAUUGAUCACUGGUGCACUGUGAAGUUCUGCUACAAAACAUUGUAUUAGACCUUCCCCUU
Messenger RNA from Microcebus murinus (gray mouse lemur), 1374 nucleotides. It is a transcript of the gene MCIDAS, whose product is annotated as multiciliate differentiation and DNA synthesis associated cell cycle protein. Gene Ontology annotation, biological process: negative regulation of DNA replication; negative regulation of cell cycle. Gene Ontology annotation, cellular component: nucleus. Lineage: Eukaryota; Metazoa; Chordata; Mammalia; Primates; Cheirogaleidae. The record is from RefSeq and is a predicted model, not a curated record.